GAUCGUGCAUCCUUACUUUGGUUUGCUGUCAAUCUACGUACCUCCCGCUUAGAGUACCCAUCCCCUCGUAAGCCUUCGUUCACUGAGCCAAAGAUUCUCGGAGAGUAUAACGCACCCUGGUCAUUCGCCAAGCCAUCGACACACCUUCUCAUUGUCUUUUCAAUCUAGCCUUUAAUCCUUGUAACACAUUGGUAGCUCCUAGAGUCAAGCGCGAGGCCAUGGCGUGGAUAAACCUGUCGCGGCAUCGCACCAAGUCCAAGAGCUUCAGCGACACCUGGAAAGUCCUUCAGCUGGGGCCCACGCGCCCUCCCGGCAUUACCGCUCCCACUGCACCAAAUCCGCGGGAUACAGACCUCCCCCUUCCCCUUCCCCUUCCAUCCCCCUUUUCCUGUCCGUCCGCCGACCCGCGUUGCCCCUCCGGGAGUUCACAGCGGCCCCGCGAGUUGUUCUCCCCGCUCUCUAUCCCGCCCACCCACCAGCAUCCGGGGAGUCUUCCGCUUGUCUCUCUCGCGAAUUCUCCCGGAGUUGGCUCUUCCAGCCCGGUGCCGUCGGUUCGGCCCGAGCCUGUCGCCCCAGUGUUUUCCUUCGGCCCAUUCCAGCCGUCGCGGUGCCAGAGACGCGCGGACGUCGCUUACCGUGAACCGCUGGCGGAAAACUCGUCCGCUCGGGGAGGCGGGGGGACUUGCGCGGAGGGGGAAAGCGCGAGGGCUCUCGGUUCGGGGUUGCCUGCGUCGCAGCUGCAGCUGGUGCCAGUAGCGAGGGAUAGUAGUACGGCCCUUCCGCCUCCGAUAGAAGCACACUCCGCCUGGCCCUGGACGUGGCAGGAGCGGCUCCGCGCAGCCAAGCGCCAGCGGAUGGAUGCGCGGGCGUGCGGGGAAGCUGCGGAAAUCUACGGGGAAGCUGGCGAGGCUGGCGGAGCGCAGGACUGGGGGAAACUGGAGGCGGAAGCGGAGGGGGAGAGGCGGCGGAAGCAGCGGCUGGGCAUUUUGAGCGGGAUGCGCCAGAUGUUGGAGAGCCCUGGUUUCGCGGCUGCCCGCGGGCAGAAACGGAAAUUCGUAGUCCGCCAAGGAGGCUUCAAGCACCGCCUGCCGAAGAUGCGAGGUGGCUCGAGCGCCAGCAGCAGCGGCGACCAGUCGAGCGAGAAGAGAGGCCUCCAGGAGCGAGAGAAUGGCGCCUCUGGGGAGGCGGAGGACUGUCGCGCCGCGGCUGACUCCGCGGCUGGAGCAACCCGCGCCGCACACGACGCCGCGCAACUAGCCGUUGGAGGUCGCGCGGGUCCGUUCCCCGGGGUGGCCUCGCAGGCGGUGGCGCCGCAUCACGCGGCGCAGCGGGCCUCCAGCGUUGCGACGAUGCGCAUCGGCGGAAGCUCCACGGGGAGAAACGGCGGACGCAGCGCGCGGGGGGGCCGAGGGGGGGAGUAUGAGGUGGAGUCAGCGCAGUGUGCGGAGGAGGGGGGGGGAGAUGGGGAGGCGCGGGGUAACAGGAUUGGAGAGUACCGGAGCUGUUGGCGUGGUUCGGGCUUGGACAAGGAGCAGAAGGGGCAUGGAGAGGGAGCAGGGGUCAACCGGGAGUCAAAUGGCGCACAGACUGCAGCUGAUGGCGCUGAUGGUGCUGAUGGUGCUGCCACCCGCCCCCAGCUGCACCAGCACCACCCCAGUCGCUUGGGAAGACCCCCUGUGUCCUCACUUGCUGCUGCUGCUGCCGCUCCUCCUGCACCCGCAGCCCAGCCCAUUGCGCCGCCUGCAUUCCCCAGCAGGCCCUGCUCCGCGCUCCCCUUUCCGCUCCUCUUUUCCGCCCUCCCCCGCCACUCCCACCCCGCCAACCCCUCUCGACAGCUCCAGGCAUCCCUGCCACCGUACCGCCCCAACCCAGCGCUGGCCGCGCCUCAUCAGGUUCGGCAGAGCAGGGAUCCCGGUGCUGCUGGUGCGGCAGCGCCGGUGGCAGCAGCAGCUGCUGCAGCAGCGCCACAGUCAGGGGGGGUAACAACAACAGCGGCAGCAGUGGCGGUUGCAGCGAGCGUGGAGUUCCCCCUGUGGGUGCGGCAGCUGCAGGAGUGUGCGGGCGGGGUGGCGGCGGGGGCUGCAGCAUCGGAGUGCACGGGGGAGACCCCCGCAUCCGUGCUGGAAACGCCGCAGGGGCAGUCGGAGGUGGAGGGCAGCGGCAGCAGCGCGGAGGAGGACGGCGAGGAGAGCAGCGGGGGGAGCGGGGGGGAGCGGGGGGGAGUGGGGGGGAGCGGGGGGAGCGGGGGGAGCGGGGGGAGCGGGGGGGAGCGGGGGGGAGCGGGGGGGAGCGGGGGGGAGCAGGGGGAGGCAGGGGGAGGGGCCUGAAGUGUAAGGUUGUGAGGGGGUGAAUGUGUAGCUGCAUCUGUAACUUAUUGUGGGGGCCAGCCCAUGCUCUUCACUAUUACUGCAAUGCAAAUUCUUUAUUCAGUGCCAUGGUACUUCUCAGCUGUUGGGUGAUUUCUA
Closterium sp. NIES-67 is the source of this 2465-nucleotide messenger RNA. NCBI's taxonomy places the organism in Eukaryota, Viridiplantae, Streptophyta, Zygnematophyceae, Desmidiales, Closteriaceae. The record is from the annotation of a GenBank genome assembly.